Durio zibethinus is the source of this 1655-nucleotide messenger RNA. RefSeq lists its product as uncharacterized. The record is from RefSeq and is a predicted model, not a curated record. Gene Ontology annotation, biological process: cytidine to uridine editing; mitochondrial mRNA modification. Gene Ontology annotation, cellular component: mitochondrion. NCBI's taxonomy places the organism in Eukaryota, Viridiplantae, Streptophyta, Magnoliopsida, Malvales, Malvaceae.
UCUAUAUAAACCCUUCCAAAACCCUUAUUUUUCAUCCUUUUCCUCUCCUCGAAAACCCUUAUUCUGUAUUCCUUCAUAUUCUCUAUCUCAAUGGCGACACAAACUCUCUUUCGCUCUAUGCUCUCCAAGCCCAAAACCCUAACUUAUUUCCUUUUCCCCCCAUCCUACCGUUUCCGUUUCUCUUCCUUCACCGUCGCUUCUUCCACCAAACCCCUAAUCACCGCAUCGCCUUCUCCUUCCCUCUCCUUUCUCCGUUGUUCCCGUGCCUUGCCCUUUUUCUCUCUCUUCGCUGACUCCCUUUCCUCUGCCACCAAAUCCGGAAAAUUGUUCUCCACACGAGCAGUCAGGUCCUCCCUCAAUGAUCCAAAUCCGAAUUACUCGAAUCGGCCCCCGAAAGAGACUAUUUUGCUGGACGGAUGUGAUUUUGAGCAUUGGCUCGUUGUGAUGGAGCCACCUCCAGAGAAUGCUACUAGGGAUGAUAUUAUUGAUUCUUAUAUCAAAACCCUGAGUCAAGUUGUGGGCAGUGAGGAGGAAGCAAGAAUGAAAAUUUAUUCAGUUUCUACCAGACACUACCAUGCAUUUGGAGCUCUUGUGUCUGAGGAAGUCUCAUAUAAGAUCAAAGAACUUCCUGGGGUUAGAUGGGUUCUUCCUGAUUCCUACUUGGAUGUGAAGAAUAAGGACUAUGGAGGGGAACCUUUCAUUAAUGGGCAAGCAGUUCCAUAUGAUCCAAAGUACCAUGAGGAAUGGGUGAGGAACAAUGCUCGAGCAAAUGAAAGAAAUAGGCGAAAUGACAGACCUCGAAAUUAUGAUAGAUCAAGAAACUAUGAGAGAAGAAGGGAGAACAUGCAGGUCCGAGAUAAUCAGAAUAGGGAGAUGCCUCCUUCAAAUCAGGGCAUGCAGCAUGUUGAUCCUAAUAGAGCUGGAAUGCCUCCCAACAACAUGGGAGGGAUGCCUCCCAACAACAUGGGAAGGAUGCCACCCAAUAACAUGGGAAGGAUCCCACCAAACAUGGGAGGAGCAAUUCCACCAAACAACAUGGGAGGAGGAAUGCCAUCAAACAUGGGAGGAAUGCCAGGAAAGCAGCAGAAUAUGGGGAAUGUGCCACCAAAUCAAGGGUGGUCCGGUAGAGAAAUUCCUCCAAACAACAUGGGAGGAGGAAUGCCACCAAACAUGGGAGGAAUGCCAGGAAAGCAACAGAAUAUGGGGAAUGUGCCACCAAAUCAAGGGUGGUCUGGUAACAUGCCUGGAAAUGCACAGAACUUCCAAAAUGGCCCUAACUAUGGAAAUACGCCUUACCAAGAUGCUGCACCAAAUGCGCAAUACCAGUACCAGAAUAACUAUGCUCCAAACAUGGAUGGGGGAAAUAUGCCCGGUGGGAACUACCGGUCUUAAAAAAGUGUUUGUUUUACAUAAACUCGACUAUUUUAGAUAAUGCUGUAGAUAGAGGACAUGUCUAGGACUUAUGAUAUUUGAUACGUUUAUCAAUGUUCCUUUGUUUGCAUCCUAUAUCUUGAAAUUUGGAUUUGGUUGGAUGUUUAGCAUGAUGAUUAUGGCAAGAUUGGUGUUAGGUAAAAUUUUUACCGUUUAUGAGCUGAUUUCACCCAGGUUUAAGAUUUUAUCGCAUCCUAUUUCUUUUGAUACUAGUUGUUCCAGCU